Mugil cephalus (flathead mullet) is the source of this 2383-nucleotide messenger RNA. RefSeq names its product lysyl oxidase a (gene loxa). The coding region runs from base 516 to 1787 and encodes 423 amino acids. The transcript has 7 exons. Gene Ontology annotation, biological process: peptidyl-lysine oxidation. The record is from RefSeq and is a predicted model, not a curated record. Gene Ontology annotation, molecular function: protein-lysine 6-oxidase activity; copper ion binding. NCBI's taxonomy places the organism in Eukaryota, Metazoa, Chordata, Actinopteri, Mugiliformes, Mugilidae.
CAUGACAUUUUGUUGAUUCGGCAGAAAGUGGGGGUGGGAAAAAUAGACAGAUAUUGAGUCAUAAUAUGAAUAUUUCACCAUCACUAAGAAGAAUGGUUUGCAUCGGUUACUGUGUUAGAAGUCUAAACAUGCAUCUGUUCCCUGCGAUGAAAAACAAAGCAGCACACAUUUUCCCAUUAACCAUAUUUUAAAGGGCCAGACUGAACAGUUAUUAAACACACUUGGCUGGGCACACAUCACGUAUCCAGUGGUUAUAUGAGCAGGAGCAGGCUUGUAUAACAAAAUCAGAAACUCCACAUGCCGAACUCCUCCUCCUCCUCUUCAUCAUCAUCUCUCGGGGCGCAUCUGCAGGCUGCAGGAACAGAGCGAUGGUUUUACACGGAUACACUUAGCUUUUCUUCACUGCUUAGACAUCCUUCCUGUAUAGAUGAAGAGUGUUUAAGUUAAAGAUAAGAGCCAGCCCAGGCUCCUUCUGAGAUAUUCCUUCUGUCACAUUCAGUCUAAUUGAGUUCACAAUGGGAUUACGCGUAUUUGGCACACCGCGUUACGCAUACGCGUGCGUCUAUUUAUGUAUUUUCUUCCUGCAGGCUGCACAAUCUCAGAGAAAUCCGGGAACGCCGCAAGGAAACGAGCAAAGAGCGUCUCUCCGGCAGACGCUGCAGUGGUCGCACAACGGCAAGAUUUUUAGCAUUUUAAGUCACGGCUCGGAGUACCAGCCAGCGCGGCGGAGAGGUGCGCCUCAGGAGCAAGUGCAACAGGCGCGACCUGUCACCAUCAUUCGCGAUGCGGACGUGAGGGCUCAGGAUGCCCAGAGCCAACCGGUGGCCCAGCAGCAGCAGCAGCAGCAGCCUCCGAGAUCGGGGUCCAACCAGCAGGGUCUCCCGCCACCGCUCCAGAGGCUCGUGAGAGGGCACGAGCACCGCCAGCAUCACCAGCACCGUCCCGUUGAGCGCACGGGGACGCAGAGGAACAACAGCGGCAAUGGGACACAGGAGAAGGUCACCGUCAGUCCACCUCUGCCCAGGAGAGAAGACAUGAUGGUUGGUGAUGAUCCAUACGACCCUUACAAGUCCAUCGACAGCGACAACCCGUAUUACAAUCACUACGACGUUUACGAGACUCCGAGGCGGAGAGCGAGACCUGGAUAUGGCACAAGCUAUCAUCAGUACGGUCUCCCUGAUCUUGUACCUGAUCCAUACUACAUUCAAGCCUCUGCCUAUGUCCAGAGGGUUCCAAUGUAUAACCUGAGAUGUGCAGCAGAGGAAAACUGUUUGUCAAGCUCAGCCCAUAGGUCAAGAGACUAUGACACCCGUAUGCUGCUGAGGUUUCCUCAGAGAGUCAAGAACCAGGGGACAGCUGACUUCCUCCCCAGCAGGCCACGCUACUCCUGGGAGUGGCACAGCUGUCACCAACACUACCACAGCAUGGAUGAGUUCAGCCACUACGACCUCCUGGAUGCCACCUCUCAAAGGUCGGUGGCAGAGGGCCACAAGGCCAGCUUCUGCUUGGAGGACACGUCCUGUGACUAUGGAUACUACAGACGAUACGCCUGCACCUCGCACACUCAGGGCCUGAGCCCGGGAUGUUAUGAUACCUACAACGCAGACAUCGACUGCCAGUGGAUUGACAUCACAGAUGUGAAACCUGGCAACUAUGUCCUGAAGAUCAGCGUAAAUCCUUACUACCAGGUCCCAGAAUCAGACUACAGCAACAAUAUCGUUCGCUGUGAUGUUCGCUACACUGGCAACUAUGCCUAUGUGUCAGGCUGUCACAUGUCAACAUAUUAAUGAACAACAGCCGACUUGUGCAAAUGGCGAUGAAGAGGACUGCAUAUGAAACACCGUAAAAAUAGGAUGUUAUCAGACAUACAUUCACUUUAUAAUUUAAAUGUUCCACGUUUAGGAAAAAAAAAGGAACCAUCUAAUAUUGUAGCUCAUUCCUCUUUGCUUUCAUGGGAAAGCAGAUUUUCAUAUCUCUUUACUGAGAAGCAUAUCUUAUCUCAGCUUUAAAAUAUUUCUCUUUUCUUACCUGUAUUGGAUUUUAACACUUGCUUGCAUUUCCUACUACUUGUAAGAUGAAGAAUAUACGUGUGAAAUAUAAACAGAAACCAGCUUUCCCUCAUUAUUAAUAUCAAAUAUAUCACAACUUUAAAGGGGACGAGAUGUUUAAAGGAAAACUGUAUUUGUUAUAUUUAUAUACAUACGAUGGACGAAAAGCUUUUGAAAAAACGUACUUGAAUAAAAUUCUGAUAUUGUAUCAGGCUUAUUAUGUUGAAAUGGCAUCUCUCUUCUUGCCUUGGCUUUGUUUCUUAUAUUGUUUUCUGUCAAACACACACACAUGUUAAGAAGAUCAGUGUGGAAUAAAAUCUCAUGAAAACUGCGAA